This is a messenger RNA of Linum tenue, 1563 nucleotides long. NCBI's taxonomy places the organism in Eukaryota, Viridiplantae, Streptophyta, Magnoliopsida, Malpighiales, Linaceae. The record is from the annotation of a GenBank genome assembly.
AUGGGCUACCUCCGCUGCAAUGCCGAAUCCGCAAUCGCCGUCUGCGAUCCCUACAACUGGGAUCGCAGCCAGCCAAGGAGAGGAAGAGUGAAAAAGAGAGCCGUCUCUGCCUCCAACAAUGCUGCUGCUGCCGCCGCGAGAGAGUUCUCCUACGCCGAACUAUCCGCCGCAACAGGCGGCUUCUCCGCCGAUAAUUUCCUCGGCAAGGGAAGCCACGGCGCCGUUUUCAGAGCCGUGCUCGACGACGGCAAGCUAAUCGCCGCGGUCAAGCGGACGAACCAUCCCCGAAACCCGGAUCCAGCCUUCCGCAGCAACUUCGCCCCCGCCGUCGCCACGCCGGGGGAGAACGAGAUCGAGAUCCUCUCCAGAGUCCGCCACCCGGGGCUGGUCAAUCUAAUCGGGUUCUGCGCCGCCGCCGAGGAGCGGAAACUUCUCGUGGUGGAGUACAUGCCCAAUGGCUCGCUCCACGACCUGCUCCAUUCCGGCCCGACCAGGCGGCCACCCGGUUGGACCAAACGGAUCCGGUUCGCUCUGCAGGUGGCCAAGGCGGUUCACGCGCUCCACUGCUCCGACCCGCCCGUGAUCCACCGCGACAUCAAAUCCUCCAACGUCCUCAUCGACGGGAAAUGGAAGGCCCGGCUGGGGGAUUUCGGCCUGGCGCUGAGGGGACACGUGGAGGACGUCCGGGUCAGGUGUACUCCGCCGGCGGGGACGCUGGGUUAUCUCGACCCGGGAUACCUCGCCCCGGGGGAUCUGAGCUCGAAGAGCGACGUCUUCAGCUUCGGGAUCUUGCUGCUGGAGAUAAUCAGCGGGAGGAACGCAAUCGACGUGAACUUCAGCCCGCCUUCCGUCGUCGAUUGGGCGGUCCCGCUGAUCAACCGAUGCGAGUUCGGGUCGAUCUGCGACGAGCGAAUCGGGGCCCCGAGCGACGGAGCCGUGAUUCGGAGCCUGGCCGUACUGGCGGCGAGAUGCGUGCGGUCGACGGCGGGGAAGCGCCCCGGGAUGGCGUCGGUGGUGGAGGCGCUGAAGGGGAUCAGGAAGAGAGCGGAAUCGCCGGCGAUUUGGAGACAGUUGAGGCAGCGCGUGGGGCGCGUGGAUGAGAUGGAGCCGCUGGAGGACGACCGCGACGCCGCCGCUGUUAGUAACAGCAUUGGCAGGGCGACGGUGAGGGCGGGAAGCAGGAAGACCAGGAAAGUGUCCAGCGUUUCAAUUGCCGAACACGGAAGCGAUGUGAUCGGAGAUGCGACGGCGGAGGGGGAGGAGGAGAGGGUGGUGUACAGGUCGAGAUCGAUCGGUUCGUUUGGGGAGAUGAAAUUGAUGAAGGCGGACGAGUAUUACAGGCUGAACAAGGCUGCAGUGAGAACGACGGGGAAGGGAGCUGUGAGAUUGAGGAAGUCGAGGUCGACGGGAGUACUGAACGGGCGGCGGCUUGGCCGGAAUAACAGUCGCGGCGGCGGUAGAAGCACAGAGAUGGAGGUUUCGAUGUCGAAAUUGGGGAUCGGUUCAGAUGAGAAUAAGGGGCAGGAGAAGCCCCUCUUCUCCAUUGUUUUACCGUCCAGCUAG